CGGAGGAGUUGAUGAAGUAGAAAUGAAUCGGAUUUGUAAUUAUAUUGGUGUUUCUCGUAAUGAAGAUUUUGCGAUUUCUUCUGAUGCUUGGGAAGCUAGUAAGAAAAAGCGUUCCUCUUCAGAUGUUAUUAACAGUUUAAAGUCUCUUGACCUUGAUAGUAACAAGGUUCAGGCUCAGGAUUUGAGUGAAGCAGGUCCUAGUGGUGUUGUUCUUGAUGCUUCUAAUUCAACGAAUCGGGACAUUACUAAGUUAGCCCCUUACGAUUCGAGGGAUAUUGCGGUUGCUGGUUGUGGUGGACUCAAUGGGGUAAGACCACCAGUACUUAACCUUCCUCCUGCGGAUAACAGAGUUGUUGAUGGUGGUACGGUAGCAAAAUAGGCGUGGUAUUGGUGGGGGUAUUA
Molecule: messenger RNA, 402 nt
Organism: Camelina sativa (false flax)
Lineage: Eukaryota; Viridiplantae; Streptophyta; Magnoliopsida; Brassicales; Brassicaceae
Source: RefSeq, a predicted model, not a curated record